UAUCCGGGGUACGGGAAGCCUGCUCUCUGUUUGGAGCAGGCUCUGGAAGUGGACCCGGAAACGGAAUCCGAAGAAGAGGAAGAGACCCAGAGUUUUGGUCCCGUCAGCUGCCGACGCCGGUGAGGGCGGCGGGCGGCGGGCGGCGGGCGGCGGGUGGCAGCGAUAGUGGUAGCGGCAGCGGCAGCGGCAGCGGCAGUGGCAGUAUCGGCAGCUGUACCAGCGGCAGUACCGAGACGGCUGCCUGCGGAACUUCUGUCCCAGGAGGGGUAGGGACUUGGGGCGGGGUGCGGCCUGCCGGGCUGCCUCUGUCAGUCGGACCCUUGUGAGACGUGUGGGUCGGUUCGUCUGCGCAGCCCCGGGCUCUGCGCUUCGCCUCGAACGUCCGGGCUGCGAAGGAGGCUAGUGGCGGCUCCUCGGGGCCCGCCCCGGCGCCAUGAAACUCUACAGCCUUAGCGUCCUCUAUAAAGGAGAGACCAAAGCCGCCCUGCUGAAGGCCGCCUACGAUGUGUCCUCCUUCAGCUUCUUCCAGAGAUCCAGUGUUCAGGAAUUCAUGACCUUUACAAGUCAACUGAUAGUGGAACGCUCAGAGAAAGGCAGCAGAGCCUCUGUCAAAGAACAAGAGUACUUGUGUCAUGUGUAUGUGCGGAAUGACAGUCUCUCAGGUGUGGUCAUUGCAGACAAUGAAUAUCCCUCCCGGGUGGCUUUCACCUUGCUGGAAAAGGUACUGGAUGAAUUCUCCAAGCAAGUCGACAGGAUAGACUGGCCAGUAGGAUCUCCUAGUACUAUAAAUUAUACAGCCUUGGAUAGUUAUCUUAGUAGAUAUCAGAAUCCCCGAGAAGCUGACCCUAUGAUGAAAGUGCAAGCUGAGUUAGAUGAGACCAAAAUCAUUCUGCACAACACCAUGGGGUCUUUGUUAGAACGAGGAGAAAAGCUAGAUGACUUGGUGUCCAAAUCAGAAGUGCUAGGAACACAGUCCAAAGCCUUCUAUAAAACUGCCCGGAAACAAAACUCAUGCUGUGAGAUCAUGUGACCCCCAGCCACUGAUGACCCUGCUCUGGAAAUUUUGCCUGUCAUUCAUGUUGAGAACUGUAAAGCUCCCAGGAAAGAAGAAACCAAUUCAAAUCGUGUCCUGAAAUGGAAACACUCCAUUUCAGAUUUCAACCCCCCAGCUAAGCAGAGGGUGAGGUGGGAGGGGCAUUGGGGAGAUGUUUGUAUGCCCAAGUGUAAUUUUUCUCCAAAAGGAAAGAUAAUGAGUCUCAAGAAGAUCAUAUUUGGGGGCAGAAUGAAACAGAAAUUUUCAAUGACUCCUGUAGGUGCUGAAGGGCUCAUUUCUCUGAUAAACUUCCUGGGAGGAAUUUGAUGGGCCCCCUGACUUCUGCAGAACACCACAGGAAUGUCAGGACCAAAUCUCUUCUUGAUUCUGGGGUUUUUGUUUGUUUGUUUGUUUGUUUUAAUUUUAUUUUUUACAUUCAUUAUAAUAACACUAGAAGGAAGCGACUCCAGUGUACAGGUGGAUACUAGAUAGUCAAAAACCGAUGGGAGUGUUGGCACCUUGCAGGCCUUGGGAGAGGACCUCCUUAGCAGCUGAUAAAAGUGAGCUCUGGUGACCCAGCUACCUGUCAAGGGGUGAGGAGGGAGAAAAGAGAAGGACCAAGGCGAGGGGCAGUCCCUUUUCCUUCUCUUCCUCAGAUCAAUCAUGAAGGUCCUUUUGUUUUUGAGUAGACCCCUUAGAAUCUUUGUUCUCAGGGAAAGUGGGACCCCUCUCAAAAGAGAAAAAACUGAAGCCUUGAGACAAGUCAGUGGAAGAGUUUUCUAGUGAGAAACAAGGAACUUACCUCAAGACAACCUAAAAUUCCAUCAGACUCUCAAACUUUUUUUUCCCCUAACUUGUACACAUGUUCCCAUUCCUUCCAGUGCUGCCAUGUAGUUUGGCCCAUGACCUGUUCUGACAAACUGUCCGUAAAGUUCUCAUAAACCUAUUUGAGGGGGGAAGUCUGUGAGAGCAGCUCAGAUACACUUAAUGGUGUACAUAGGCAGUGAUUAACCCAGCCAGCAUGUAGAAAUGAUGCAGAGGAAGAAAAGGGCACUUUAUUAAGCUGGUUAAUUUAAGGAUAAUCAGCUGCAAGUAUCCUUUGGGGGCAGGGGAUCCAACUAGCAAUGCAGUUGAGCAGUCCUUCCGCCUUGCAGUGACUUGACAUGUCUUGAAUAUUACAAUUCUGGUCCAGAAUAGCAUGUCCUUUAGCCACUCUUGGAAAUGCUUUUUCUUUUACUGAAAGUUGACCUUAGUUCUCUUGUCCUUCUGGCUAUGUGACUGCCUUAGGGAUUUCCCCAUUUUGGGGAAUCCUAAUGAAUAGGAGAAUGUCUUUGAGCCUCCCAUGCUGCCAUCUGCUGAUUUAUAACAAGAAAAGUGUGCCAACUAUGCCAUGGAAUAUCUAUGUCAUGCCCCUGUCCUGGGGCUGGCAGAGGCAGAGUGCUUGAUCCUCUGUAAGUGCUAAGGAUGUUAUCUGGCCUCCUUUUUGCUUAAAAGCACCUUUUUGAAUGAAUGUAGGCCAAGCUCUGUGGUCCCUUCAGUGCCUAGCCCCCCAAGUGUAACUGACUCACUCAGCUAGCAUUAACAGGAUCUUUGCAUUUGAUCCCUUGUUGACCUCAGCCACACUUGCUUCUGGUUAUUGCUCUUUGAGGGCUUCAACUAGCCUCUUCUUCCCUCUUAAGGUACUGACACAAAAGUAGUCAAGCAACCAGGCAGGAGUUCUCAGUUGAUUGGAUUUGGCUAUUGUCUAGGGCUGUCAGGCAUUCUUGGCCCCUAAACAGAUGUUCGUUGCCAUAGUCUAAAUAGAAUAUAUAUGAGCCGCUUUUUUUUUUGUUACCAUCAUACAGUAUUUUCUGAAGACAGAGUAAUGUGUGUGCCAGAACUGGGCAGCAAAGGGAGAUUCUAAAUUUAUUAAUGAGUUAAUUAAAUAAUUCAGACAACACUGAAACCUUGGGUCAGCAUGAUUGUACAUCAUCUUUUAUUUGCAUAUAGUUAGGGAUUCUUUCAAGAAAUUGCUUCCCUAGGCUUAGCUUGGUGAAAACAGUGGCCAUAGAGGGAGGGCCUAUGCUAACUAGAAGAUAUUUGGGCCACAUAGUGUGUACCGAGUCAAGUGUUCACUAACCCUAGGAACUCUUCAAGAUUAAUAUCUUAAAUUUCAACUGACAUUAAAUUCACUGGGGAAUUGAGGAUAUUAGGGGGACAAAUGCAACUAUAAAAGGGUUUUUUAGUGGAUUCCAUUUCCAUUAGUUUCAUUUGCCUAUUGGCUCUUAUUUCUCUGGGAAUUAUGCUGGUCAAUAGGUAAAAGAACCUACUGUAAAAUAGGCCUAGAAACAAUACCUUUCUCUCUGCCUUGAGAUAUGACCACACCAGUACUGAUGAAUGGGGCCACCUACAACCUCGAGUUCAUCAGACUUUUCAAGGAGUGCCCUUGGUGGCUGCCCAUCCCAACCCUGCUAACUCCCAUCACCUCAUGGCAAAAAAAUGGACUCUACUCAUCUUCAUCACUUGACUAAUUAAAAGCAAAAAAACUUUUCAGCUCCAACUCAAAGUAGCAUGAAAUGUGAAGGGUAAUUGCCAUUUUCAGUUUUUUUCUUUUCCCCCUUUGGUUAAGGUUACAGGAGUAAAAAAUUGCCCUGGAAUGCAAUAGAAGACAUUUCAGGAUCUUUAAGAAAUUCGGCCUAAAGCUUAUGGUACCAUGGUAUGAAUAGAGAGAACACGUAGACUUUGGGGAACUAAGAGAAAGCAAAAUCUUUCACCCCCAACUUGGCCCUAGAAUCUCCUGUAAACAUAACUGUGGCAGCAUCUUUCCACGGAGAAGCAUGGCCCUGGCAGGAUGCCUUUUGGAGGGGAGGGUGGGAGGAGACUUCAGCUGUGGUGGUGUGUUAUUUGGUCCUUUCUGUGUAUUACUGUAGCUUCUUGUUUCUUUUAACUUAAUGCUUUGGCUAAACAUUUAUCAUUUGGCAAAUUUUAAUAAUCGCUAUCGAACUUCUGUAUGUUCUAUUUGAGAGAUUCCUGUCUGGAUAAAAGUUGUCUUUUGAAAUUUGAACAUGAUCCUGUGGCUUUCUUUGGAAUUAAAGGUUAAAAGGUGCCUCACUGUA
This is a messenger RNA of Monodelphis domestica (gray short-tailed opossum), 4128 nucleotides long. It is a transcript of the gene YKT6, whose product is annotated as YKT6 vesicular SNARE protein. The record is from RefSeq and is a predicted model, not a curated record. Gene Ontology annotation, molecular function: SNAP receptor activity. Gene Ontology annotation, biological process: endoplasmic reticulum to Golgi vesicle-mediated transport. Gene Ontology annotation, cellular component: Golgi apparatus. NCBI's taxonomy places the organism in Eukaryota, Metazoa, Chordata, Mammalia, Didelphimorphia, Didelphidae.